AUGCCUCGGACGUUCACUUUGGCCUCUAGAGCCUCCCAGCUGGCCCAGAUCCAGACCAACAUUGUCCUUGCAAAUCUCCAGGAACAAUUUCCACCUUCUGCGGAUGGCUCGACGCCCAACUUUGCUACAUCGUUUAUGGCCACUGCUGGUGACAAAAAUCAGUCCCAAGCUCUAUAUCUGAUCGGUGGAAAGGCUCUUUGGACCAAGGAGCUCGAAGUCGCGUUGAAAGAGGGGCAUGUCGAUAUGCUCAUCCAUUCUUUGAAAGACGUUCCUACUACUCUGCCGGAAGGAUGCCUCUUGGGCGCUAUCCUCGAGAGAGAGGAUCCAGUUGACAGCUUGGUGGUCAAGCAGGGCGAAAAUUGGAAGACACUUGAUGACCUACCUGCUGGAAGUGUCGUUGGCACCAGCAGUGUCCGAAGAGUCGCGCAAUUGAAGCGCAAAUACCCUCAUCUUAAAUUCUUGGACGUCCGUGGAAACUUGAAUACGCGCUUUGCGAAAUUGGAUGCACCAGAUGGUCCUUAUGCCGCCCUUAUUUUGGCUAAAGCAGGCAUCGUUCGCUUAGAAAUGGGCGACCGUAUUUCUUCUGACGUCGGGCCACCUACAUUAUACCAUGCAGUCUCACAAGGUGCCCUGGGCGUCGAGAUCCGUAGUGAUGAUACAGAAGCACUCGAAUUGUGCAAGAAGCUCACUCAUCGUGAAACCUCGUGGAGAUGUUCCGCUGAAAGGGCAUGCCUUCGAGUUCUCGAAGGUGGUUGUAGUGUGCCUGUCGGGAUAUUCAGCAAGCUCGUUGCUGAGGAAGGUGGAGAGCUUCUUACCAUAACUGGCUGUAUCACUGGCCUCGAUGGGAAGGAACAUGUCGAGCAGACGGUGUCGGAGAAGGUCGCGUCUCAGGAAGACGCAGAGAAUGUUGGAGUAAAAUUGGCCAAACUUCUGAUAGAAACCGGGGGCAAGAAGAUUUUGGACGACAUCAAUGUCGACCGGGAACGACGAGUUGGUGAGGCAAAGGCUGCAGACGAGGUAGCUGCAGCAUCCUAA
Psilocybe cubensis is the source of this 1035-nucleotide messenger RNA. RefSeq lists its product as uncharacterized. NCBI's taxonomy places the organism in Eukaryota, Fungi, Basidiomycota, Agaricomycetes, Agaricales, Agrocybaceae. The record is from RefSeq and is a predicted model, not a curated record. The transcript is spliced from 3 exons. Gene Ontology annotation, molecular function: hydroxymethylbilane synthase activity. Gene Ontology annotation, cellular component: cytoplasm. Bases 1 to 1035 code for a protein of 344 amino acids. Gene Ontology annotation, biological process: heme biosynthetic process.